Messenger RNA from Entamoeba dispar SAW760, 7269 nucleotides. RefSeq lists its product as uncharacterized. The record is from RefSeq and is a predicted model, not a curated record. The transcript is spliced from 2 exons. NCBI's taxonomy places the organism in Eukaryota, Evosea, Mastigamoebida, Endamoebidae. The coding region runs from base 1 to 7269 and encodes 2422 amino acids.
AUGAAUAUUUUGUACAAAAAAAACAAUAAGUACUCAGAAAUUGAUUGUGACUCUAUUACUGAUUAUUCUAAAAUGAUUCUUGUUGAUGACUGUUUUGAUUCUACACUUAUUAUAGAUAAGAAUUGGAACUCUGUUCAACCAACAAAAGAGUGUACAAUAACUUUAUCAAAAAGUAUCAAUUCACUAAAAUUAAAACAACAAAAAGAUGUUAGUGUAACUGUUAAAGAAGAUGAUACAAAACAAGAAAAAGAUGUUAUUAAGGCUAGUGGACAAGGAGAUGAUUCAAAACAACAAAGUAUGACAGUAGAAAUGGAUAAUUCUGUUACUAUUUCAUUUAUUAAAGUCACUCAAGUUUCUGGUAAAUGUAAUUCUAAUUCAGCAUGUGUUUAUACAAAACAAUCAGAUGAAAAUAUCAAGAUUGAUGGAGUAUCAUCAUAUAAAUGUGGUACAUACUAUCGUAUUGGAACUGUGAACACAUGUGCUUGUUCAUUAAAAGAUAAUACAAAAUCAAUAACAAAGUCAAAUUUUAAUGAACUUGAUUGUCAAGAAUUUGAUGACCUCAAAGAAUAUACACUAACUUUAACAACAGGACAAAAAUAUACACUUGGAGAAUCUCUGUCAUUUAAGUCAUUAACAGAUUCUUGUAAUAAUAUUGAAAUAACGGGUCAAACAAAAGAAAGUCCUGAAUUAACAUUACAAACAAUGAAAAUAGGAGAUUUAAAUCCAACUAAUAUGAAACUGAUAGUAACAGGUACAGUUACUUAUGAAGAAGGUAAAAAUGUACUGAAAUUAACUUCAUCUUUUAUCAGAAAUAAUCUCAAAACAUCUUCUGAUAAUAAAAAAGUGUUUACUGCAACUUCUUCUACUGUUUCAUUUCCUUCAGUUUCAGUUUCAUCUUCUCGUUAUAUUAUAUUAAAAAAUAGCAAAAUCAAUGUUCAGAGUAUUACUGGAAGUUGUGAUAAUACAGAACUAAAUUAUUGUGAUUUCAUUGCAAGUGAUUCUCUUAACUCAAUUACGAUUAGUGAACAAACUACUUCACUUACUAAAUCAGUAAUUUCUACUGAUAAAGGACAAGUUGUUAGAGUGAUGAAAUCAGGAGAAAUGAAUACUACAAUUGUAUGUUCAAUUGAUAAAAAAGAAAGUAAUUCAUUUGAUGAACAGUUCACUGCUGUAGAAUGUCCAUGUUCACUUGGUAACGGCAAUAGUAAUACUAAUUGUGUUUAUAAUAUUCCAUCAACAACUAACUCAGUUACGUUAAAAGGAAGAAAUGAAUUAAAAGAAAAGUUAAUAAUUGAGUCAAAUUCAAAUACUAUUGAUAUUAAAGAUGUCACUAAAAUAACAAAUAUUCAAGAUAAUUCAAAUACAAACACAAUUUCAUUGAAUGGAGCUAGUGGAGUAACAUCUAUUUAUAUUGGAGGAACUGUGAAUAAAGUUAUAUCUAAAUUACCAUUGAUAACAACUGGUUCAUUUAGUGCAUAUUCAGUAGAUAAGAGUAUUAGUACUAGUUUUGAAUUGAAACUAAAAGAGUUUGAGUAUGGAGAUAAAGAUAGAAUAAUUACUAUUACAAAAGAAAACACAAAAGAAAAAUCAGUUGAAAUUACUAUUGAAACUAUGAAAGUGAAAUCAACUUUACUUUCAAUAAUUAAUAAUGGAAAUCAAUAUUCUCUUAAAUUAACUAAUUUUAACAUUGAUUCAUCAUUUCAUCCAGAUGUUUCAGCACUAUUACUUGAUGGAUUAACUAAUCAUAUUACAUUUACUGAUAAUAAUAAUAUUGUUUCAUGUGAUGGAAAUAUGUUAUUUACUUCAAAAUUAAGUGACGAAGAAAGUAAAACAAUAUGUUUAUUAUAUCAUGAAUAUUAUUCUAUAUGUACAGAUAAAGAAGAUGAAUGUAAUUCUAAAAAGUUACCAACAAAGAUUAUCAUUACUAAUUCAAAUAACAAUUCAAAUAAAUUGAAACUUGGUUAUGAACAUGAAUUAAUAGAAUGCAAAACAUCUGAUUGUUAUAUUGAAUUACAAACAGAAUCAAGUGUAACAUCUGAAACAAUCAAUUAUGCUAUUAAAUCAACAUAUGAAGGAGGAUCCACUAUUCAUCUUACUGGACAAACAAAAAAUCUUAUUCUUAAUGUUGAUAAUGUUAAAAUUGAGAAUAUAGAUAAAGACAAUAAUAAAGACAAAACACUUACAGUAUAUGGUAAUUGUAAUGGAAUUGAUACGGAUACACCAGUUAUUUUAAAUUCAAUGAUUAUUUCAGGAGAUAUUAAAGCAAAAACACUUACUACAAGUGGGGAUCUACAUUGUAGUAGUGUUGAUUUUACAACAAAUACAAUUUCAUUUACAAGUGGAAAUGAAUUUAUAUUUAAGUCAUUUAAAGUAACAUUAACUGAUAAUAAAAACACAAUUCCUGAACAUUUCUUAAAUUAUAAUAAAGAAUGUAAAUUUGAAGGUAGUAAAGUUAUUCCUAUUAAUUCAUAUCUUACUCAAAAUACAGAUAAUCAACAACAACCAACAUAUAAAUGUUAUACAAAUAAAAAUAAAAAUAUUGAAUUAAAUAAACAAACAUCAUAUCUUAAUCCUGAGUCUCAUAAAUGUAUUGAUGGAAAUACAUUAAUUCAAAUCAAUUCACCAAGUGUUAUUGCAUCUGGAAUGAAGAAGUUUGAUAUUGGAAUAGAUACAUAUAUUUCAGGAUUAAGUGGUGUAAUUUCAAUGGAAUCAACAUCUGAUCAUUCAAUAUCUGUAUCUGGUGAUAGUUCAAGUGAAAUAACUAUUAAUGGAAAUGGAAAAACAGAAACAAUUACUGUUUAUUCACAAUCUAUUAUAUCAGGAUUUAAUAAUGUUAUAAUUGCAACUGAAUCACAUGUAACAAUUAAAUCAGCAACAAUUAUUAGUGCAAUAGUUAAUAAUGUUAAUGUAGAUAUUAAAGAAUGUAAUCCAAAAAUAACAACUUCAUUAAAUGAUGAAGUUAUAUUUAAUAUUGAUAAAUCUGAUAAAUUUAGUGUUGAUACUACAAAAAAUAUUGUUGUUAAAUCACAAUCUAAAAUAUCUAAUAUUCCAACAGAUUGUAUUAGUAAAUGUGAUGACACUGUCAUUUUUAGUAAAAAAGAAAAUGGAAAUGAUUAUGUUUGUCAACCAAUCACUUUCGAAACAACAUACUUUGAUAAUAGAAUAGAAUUAAAUCCAUGUACAACAAAUGAUAUUCCAUGUUCUGGAAUAAUUCAUAUUAAUGAUGAGAAAACAACAUCAAUUGAUCUCAAAACAGUUCAUGCACAAAAACUAACAAUAAUAAAUUCAUUUAGUACUUCUGUUUCAAUCACUCUUCCAUCUGAAUUGAAUAAUUUAAUAUUGAAUGGUCAAUUCACAAUUACUAACAUUCCAAAAGAUUUAACAAUAGAAAAUGGAAAUGUUAUUGGUAGAAUUGAUAAAUCAAGUGAUGUUUCUAUAUCAUCAAUUAAUAUUGUAAAAGGUACAUUCACUAUUGAUACUAAAGAAGAUAUAUUUCUUACAUCAAUCAAAUCUAAUACUGGUUCAAUUAUCUUUACAAAUACAGAUACUAACACAAUAAGAACAAUUACAAUCUAUGGAAGUAUUUCUAUUAAUGAAAUGACUAUCAAGAAAACUAAAUUUGAAUGUACAACUACUGUCACUUCUGUAUCCAUUAAUAAAAUGAAUGUAAAUGAUCCAGAAACAUAUCAAACAGUAGAUAAUAGUAUAUUCAAUGUUCAUAGUUCAUUUACAAGAAUGAAGAUUUCAAAUAUACCAACAACAUGUGUUUACAUUUGUAAUUUCAGAAAUGUAAUUGGAACAAUGAAUAAUAUUGAAAUUGAAGGAGCAUCUCAAUCAACAAAUAUAUUUUAUAAAGGAUGUAGUGGUUCAUUAAUUCCAGAAAUUGAACAAUGUGAAAUUACUAAAUCAACAAACAUUGAUAUUUCAGAUUCACAAUCAUAUACACUUCCAUCUUUGUGUCCUAAUAAUAAUCUUCCUCUUGUAUUAACAACUAAUUCUGAUAAUAAAAUUAAUGUCGAAGGAUUUGAUGGAAUAUACAAAGAAGUAACACUAACAAAUGAUUGUUCAAUUAGUUUCACAGGGAUUACACAAAUAAAUCAAAUGAUCAUAAAGAAAAGUAUAGAAAUUAAUAGUGAUUUUCAAAUAGAUGAAAUAAUUACAAGUGAUAUAACAAAUAAUAUUAUAAUAGGAUCUAAAGAUGUUUAUGUAGGAAGUAUUAAUAGUGACAAAAGUAAAACAAAUAUUAACAUUGAGAUUAAAGAAGAUAGUAAGAUUAUGAUAGAUAAUGAUAUUAUUAUUUCAUCUCUUAUUCUUGAUGGUAAAAAUUCAAGAAUUAUAACAGAAGGGAAAUUAACGACAAAUUCUAUUCAAUUUAAAUCUAUUAGUUCAUCUACUCUUCCAUUUAUUAUUUCUAAUACAAUCAAAUUCACUUCAAUAAAUAUACCAACAAUCACUAGUGAUAUUACAAGUGCUCCAUUAAUCCAAUUAAGUAAUUCAUCAAAUGAUAAUGGAAAUCUACCAGAUAAUGUAUAUUUUGCAUGUCAUGAUACAAUAUAUGUAUAUAUUUCUGAUUCAAAUUCUUAUAUAUGUCCACUUCCAUAUACAUGUAUUGAUUCUAAUAAUUGUCAACAUCAAACAGGUACAAAAUGGAAACAACAAUACAUAUAUCCAAUAAGUAAAGGUAAUGAAAUAAUAUUUGAAGAUAAUAGUCAAACAACAAAUGGAUAUGAUAUUAUUGAAAUUUCACAAGGAAAUAAAAGUAUUAAUAUCAAAGGAGGAAGUUAUUACAUUGUUAGUGAAUCAAAACAUAAUACUGUUACAUGUUCUAAUGAAUGUACAAUUUAUAUUGAAACAACAACAAUUGAGAAUAAUGUUAAUUUAGUAUUAACAAAAUCAAAUAUUCAUAUUAAAGAUUCACAAAAAGAAACAUAUAUUAAUAUACUUGAUAACAGUAAUGGAAAAUUAGAAGUAGAUUUAGAUGGAAUUUAUAAUACACAAUUCCAUUUGAAUGGGAAAUCAGGAAAUAUUAAGUUAGUAGGAAUUAAUGUAUUUAAUGAACUUAUUCUAGAAGGAUCAAUAAUUAAAUCAGAUACUUCAUUUGACAUUGACAAAGUUACAUAUAAGUCAGGAACAUUUGUGUUAUCAUCAUCAAAUAAUAUAGCAAGUAUUUCACAAUUCAAUUAUGAAUCAAAUAAUGAACCAAAUGAAAGAUGUACUCCACUUAUUUCACAUCAACAAGAACAUAUUAAGAAUGGAGAAAUAUCGUUUAAGAUUAGAAGUAUCACUAAUUCCAAUGAAAAAGUGAAAAUGAUAGAAUGUGGAGGAAUUGUUCUUCAAGAAUGUAAAACAGAUACCAUAACAUAUAAUUGUCCACCUAUUAGAUGUUCAUAUAAACAAGAAAAUAAACUUCCAACAGGAUGUUAUUGUACAUAUUCACUUAUAAGUAAACAAGAAUGUAUAUUUGAUUGUGAGAAUGAAAAUGAAUGUGUAUUUAAUGAUCCAGUAAGUAAUUCAUUAAUAGAAAGAAUAAUUAACUAUGGAGAACACAUUUUAAUGAAAUCAGUUUCAAGUAUUUAUACAAUGAAGAUCAAUGAAACUAUAAUUGAAUCGAAAUUCCCAAUAAACAUCUAUCAAAUAAUAGAUGGAGAAGAUAAAAGAAUGAAAAUUAAAGGAGUGACAUUAAAUGUUGAUUCAAUCACAAUGAGUAAAGGAACACUUACACUAGAAACAGAUAAAAUCUUUACAAGAAGAAUUGAAAUUACAGGAGGAGAAAUAGAAAUUAAUAAUAUGAUUACAUUCAGUGAAAAUAAUAAAGCAUUAAUUGAAAUAGAAGGGAACAAAGAAGUGAAAGAAAGAGGAGUUUUCAUAGAAGGAGGAAUAAUAAAAAUAGGAGAAAAAGGGAAGAUAAUAAUGAAAGGAGGAACAAAAGAAGAUGGAUAUGUUAAUAAAAUCACAAUAAAAAAUACAAUGAUAGAAAUAGAAGGAAAUAGGAUAGAUGAUGAUAUUAUUGUAAUAGAAAAUGGAGGAGAUGUGAAGAUUGAAAAUAUUAGUGUGAAAAUUGUUGGAGAGAAUAAAGGAGAUAAAUGUUUUAAUUUAAUACGAAACAAUGAUAUUGAACGAAUUACAUUAAUAGGAUCAAGUGGAGUUAUUUUAGAUUCACAGCAAUACAUUUUAUCAGCAUGUCCAAAAGGAAUUGAACCAAAUGUUCAAGAAUUAGCAUGUUCAAAUUUAGAAAAUAAAGAAAAUAUAACAACCGAAGUAGAGUGGGAAAGAAAAACAUGUCCAUGUUCAGGAGAUAAGUGUAUAAUUGAUUUUUCAUCAACAACAAGUGUAAUGUACAAAUUAAUAUCAAAUGAAAAGUAUGAAGGAUUGAAAAUAUCAGAAGAUCAAAUCAGAGGAGAAGAUGUGAAUAUUAGUCGAGUGGAUGUUUUAGGAACAUCAACACUUAUUAUGAGUAAUUGCAGUAUAAAAGAAAUGAACAUUAAAGGAGAUAAAAACAAAGAAGUUGUAAUGACACUUAAAAGUAAUAAUAAAGAGAAAAGUUAUAUAGAAGAAAUAUUGGGUAAUGGAACAUAUUCAAAUGUUGUUAUUGAUACAGGGGAAUUAACAAUUGAAAGAAUUCAAGGAGUUAAUUUAGAAGUUACUUCAAAUGGAUAUUUGAAAAUCAACAAAGAAAGUAGUUUUAAAGAACAAAAGAUUGAUAUAGAACACACGUAUAUUGAUAUUAUGAGUAAUGAUGUUGAUUUUACAGAUACAAUAAUUACAAUCAAGCCAAUAAACAACAAUAGUGCUAAUUUAAAUAUUGGAGAUGAUGUUGGAGGAAAAACAAUGACAACAUUAAAGAAGAGUAUUAUCAAUGUUUAUUAUGAGGAAACAGGAAGUAAAACAUUGUUAGUCAUCAUGAGAUUACCAAAAGAAAAUGAAAUAAAAGUAGAAGAAUAUCAAAUAAACAAAAUUUCAAGUAACAAAAUAAGUAGAAAAGAAAAAGGAAAUUCAUAUCAAUUCAAAGCAGCAUGUCAUGGAAUAGUAUUAACCAAUCUUGAAGAUAAAGACAUUGCAUGUCCAGAAGAUAGACUUGCAGGAUAUGUUAAAAAUACGGAAUUCCCUAAAUGGACAAUUGGAGUUAUAGUCAUUUUUGUCAUAGCUUUGAUUGUGAUUGUUGUUGUUAUCAUUGUUUAUGCAGUGUAUGUCUACUUACAAAGACAAAGAAACUUGAAAGUCUUUUCAGAAAGAGUUAAAAAAAGUAAAGAAGAAAAAAAAGAAUAUUAA